AAUUGUUGGGCCUCUACAAACAGGACAACAAGAAGACCUUAAUGGCAUCCACUGAUCAAUAAACUCUCUAUGAAACAUGUGCUUCCACCUCGGCAAAACCCUAACAACCUCCCCACACAUAAAUUCUGCCAAACAUAUCAAACAGUUCUCAGACUCAAACGACACAGAAUAAGACGACGAAGGAACUCCAUAAAUAAUCACUGCAAUUUCAGCAAAAACAUCACACUCGCA
This is a messenger RNA of Ilex paraguariensis (yerba mate), 231 nucleotides long. NCBI's taxonomy places the organism in Eukaryota, Viridiplantae, Streptophyta, Magnoliopsida, Aquifoliales, Aquifoliaceae. The record is from the annotation of a GenBank genome assembly.